This is a messenger RNA of Sinocyclocheilus grahami, 1465 nucleotides long. RefSeq names its product 60S ribosomal export protein NMD3. Gene Ontology annotation, molecular function: ribosomal large subunit binding. Gene Ontology annotation, cellular component: nucleus; cytoplasm. The coding region runs from base 158 to 1258 and encodes 366 amino acids. Gene Ontology annotation, biological process: ribosomal large subunit export from nucleus. The transcript is spliced from 11 exons. NCBI's taxonomy places the organism in Eukaryota, Metazoa, Chordata, Actinopteri, Cypriniformes, Cyprinidae. The record is from RefSeq and is a predicted model, not a curated record.
UGUCGGGCAGCUAUCGGGGUCUUGUCAUUCCGACAUCGUGUCGUGACGUCAUCGGCGGGCGUCGGUCUUGGCGCAGACACGUGUGCUGUGUUCAUGUGGUGCUCAGCAGAAGUUAUUGAUCUAAUUGAAUAGUUUAUCGCCGAUUCUCCAACACAUCAUGGAGUACAUGCAAGCCCCGCCCUCGAGCAGCCAAGGCAAUAUCCUGUGCUGUAUGUGUGGCAUUGCCAUUCCUCCAAACCCGGCCAACAUGUGCGUCUCCUGCUUGAGGAAUAAAGUGGACAUCUCGGAAGGAAUUCCCAAGCAAGUCACCGUCCAUUUCUGCAGGCAGUGUGAACGGUACCUGCAGCCUCCGGGGACGUGGCUCCAGUGCGCUCUGGAGUCCCGCGAGCUUCUGGCUCUGUGCCUUAAGAAACUCAAGGCUUCCAUGUCAAAGGUGAGACUUAUCGAUGCGGGCUUCUUAUGGACGGAGCCGCACUCUAAAAGAAUCAAGAUGAAGCUGACCAUCCAGAAAGAGGUCAUGAGUGGAGCCAUUCUGCAGCAGGUGUUCGUGGUGGAGUUCGUCGUUCAGCCUCAGAUGUGUGAGGAUUGCCAUCGGGUGGAGGCCAAAGACUUCUGGAAAGCAGUCGUGCAAGUCAGACAGAAGGUACACGCAGGAGACACGUGCCUAGAGCAGAUUGCUGAGGUGGAUGGGAACACAUUCUGGCGUCACCCGUUCAGCAGUCUGUGUAGCCCGCGGCAGCUGGAGGAGUUCAUGGUCAUGGACAUCGACGUUAUCAGAGAUCAGAAGUUAGGAGCCGGCGCCGGUCUCACGUCCAAUAAGGUGCUGAUAAAGAAGAGUUAUGACCGCAUGAAGCGGGUGAAGAACCGAGUGUGGAAGCUGAGGGAGCUGGACCGAGAGAGAGACGCUACAGACACCGAUGAUGAGAGACAUGCUGCUGGUGUUCAGGUGCUGAUAAAGAAGAGUUAUGACCGCAUGAAGCGGGUGAAGAACCGAGUGUGGAAGCUGAGGGAGCUGGACCGAGAGAGAGACGCUGCAGACACCGAUGAUGAGAGACAAUACACUGAAUUCCUGGAGGACCUGGAGGAAGAUGAGAUGCUGAGGAAGAACGUCAACAUCUUCAGAGAUGCUUCAAAGAUCCCUGUGGAAAGUGAGACGGAUGACGACGGCGCUCCCAGGAUCUCUCUGGCGGAGAUGAUGGAGGAUCUGAGCCUGAGCGACUCCACCGGUGGAGCAGGAGCCGAUAUGAUGACUGAUUAAUGAACAACACCACAGAUCAGAGCAGGUGUCAGACGUGUGUGAAGGAUUAAACUAGCCAGACAGCCACGGUUAAUUCUCAUGUUCAUUGCUCAUUUGCUAAUGUGCUGGUGCAGUGAUGCAGUACUAUAAUUAAUAAAAUCAGUGUUUGAAAAAUAAGAGUGAUGGUUGACCCAAAAAUGAAAAUGUAAUUUACUCAUCCUCAUUUGU